Eutrema salsugineum is the source of this 462-nucleotide messenger RNA. RefSeq names its product glutathione S-transferase T3-like. Lineage: Eukaryota; Viridiplantae; Streptophyta; Magnoliopsida; Brassicales; Brassicaceae. Bases 1 to 462 code for a protein of 153 amino acids. The transcript is spliced from 2 exons. The record is from RefSeq and is a predicted model, not a curated record.
AUGGAUAUGGAUUUUACCAUUCCAUUGUCAUCAUCUCAAAACUUCACUGAUCUCUUGUCUCAACAAGGGAUCAACACUCCAAACAUCAACACUCCAAACAUCUUCUCCCAACCACAAUCACCUUUACCUGAGACAUCUAAAGAUGCAGUAGUCAAGCACAGAUGGACUAUCCCUGAAGAAAAGAUCCUCAUAUGUGCUUGGUUACACACAUCUAAAGAUGCCAUUGUUGGGAAUGAGCAGGGAGGAGGGAGGUUCUGGGAUAGAGUUGCUAGUUUCUACGCUAGUAGUCGUACUGUGGCCGGUCUUCCAAUCAGGGAGGCCAAUACUUGCAAGCAGAAGUGGUGCAAAAUCAAUGAGAUGGUGUCCAAGUUUGCUGGAUGCAUGGACGCUGCUGAAAGGGCUAGAAAGAGACCAGAAGAUGAAGUUUACCUUGGAUCAUGCUUGGAGACUGCUGAGAAAUGA